This is a messenger RNA of Physcomitrium patens, 687 nucleotides long. The record is from RefSeq and is a predicted model, not a curated record. NCBI's taxonomy places the organism in Eukaryota, Viridiplantae, Streptophyta, Bryopsida, Funariales, Funariaceae.
AUGAGAGGGAGGAGCCAUGAUUGGACGGAAGGCCCAUUUGCCCACCCGGGCGAGAAAGCUAGGCGUUGCAAUCCGCGGCGGUACGAGGACUCGGAGACAGCGUGUAGGGAGUUUCGAAAAAGAGAGCUCUCGGAGAGGCGAUGCGUGCGAGUUUGGGUGCAUUUAAGUAUUGAGUAUUGGUUGCAUUUGGCUGGGUACUUGGACGCAGCUGUGCAAGGAUGGGCAGAAUUAGCAUCGUCGAGUGUGGUUUUUGGUGCAUACGUCGGAGCUGCUACGGUGGAUGCCUGCGGCGGUACAGGAGGCACAGGAAGCGACGACAAGAGAUCGGAGCACAAGGCAUCACGAAGGGUUGCCGCGAGCCGGUGCACGGGGGAGCUACGAUCGAGCGUCGAGAAUUCAUUGCCUAGGUCGAUGCUGGUGGGGCUUGCACAGUACCCGCUGCCGUUGAGCCCUCUGUUGUUGGGGUCGGUUGAGAAAUGGGCAAUCUGUAAUGUGACUAUAGACGACACUGCAGUAAGCGACGUAGUCUCGAAGGCUGCACUCACGGAUGCAUCAAGGGUAGGCACCUUGGUCGCCUGCGGGAGUCUUGCAGAAGUCGAAGAUGGAGCUGAUAUUGACUCCGUCAACGAUGAUCCUGAUGGAAGGAGAGCCGGUGGUGCAACAAGUGGAGAGCGGGCAAAGACAUAG